UUCUUAGUGGUUUGUCUGGCUUUUAGUGGCCAUCGUGCAGUGGUAUCAAUUAGACCAUUCGAGUCUUCGCGCCGAAAACUUUUCACCGAACGAGAAAUUGAAAUCAUUUCUACUUGAACCAUAAACCCACCGACAUAAACUCGGAUGCAAACUUCACUUUCUGGAGAGAAAAUCAAUCUACCGGUGCAUCGUGGCAAAACAUCCGGCCGGGCUGUGGCAACCGACCGACCCAGUAAUUGAAGACAAUUAGUUCAGUCAACGGGCUCGCAAGCGCCUUCGUUAGCCGCUGUGUCCGUUUCGGAAGGAGUUUGUUAAAAGGAGCAAAAGUUUCGCCGGGGCUAAAGUGCAGUGCAAUUUAUCAGUGCACCCUAUCGUCCCAUAUUCCGAGCGGUGAUACAGUGUUUGUGUGUGUGAGUGAGUGUUUACUUUACCGGGUGAAGGGAUAAACGGGAUCUGAGUCCGCUACGCGAUCUUAAGGUGAACCAUAGACGAUGGGUUGUGCAAGCAGUUCCCCGUUAAUCAACGGCGGUGGUCCCGGCGGUGUCAUCGAGACGGCGAAAGAAGCGGCCACCAAAACCGCCAACGAUGUGCUUCAUGCCGGCGAAGCGGCAAUCAAUGACGUCGGUGAACACAUGAAGGAAGCGGUCCAAAACGUUACGCACGAAAUCGAGAACGUGCUGGGCGGCAAAAAGACGGACAAGUCCGAUCACGUCAACGAGGACGACCCACAGCCGACAGCGAACGGGCACGGCGACGACACCGACAAUCCCGACUAUCAGAUCAUCCGGCUGAAGGGUUCGAAGCAGAACAGUGUCGAGGAGACGGAAGCGAUGGAAAACAUGAAGAAUGACCUGCUGACGAAGGCGCAAAGCUUUGGCGACGAUACCGACCGGAUGGCGGACGAUCUGAUGAAGGAAACGGAGGACCUGAUGCGGGAUGCCGAAACCGGGAUAGCUCAUCACGAGAUGACAACGCGCAUCACCUCGUCCGAGGACGGUACGAUCGAGAUCCUUAACCUGGAAGGUAAUGCACCGAAGUCUCCGAACCAUUCGAUUGACAGUUUGAAAACUACUUCACCAGAGCCCGAGAUCGAACGGAUACUGGCCGGGACGGACGAUGGAACGAACGCGCCCGACUCCCCGAAGGCAACGCUCAACACACUGUCUGUGCCCGCCGCCACCAAGGACGAUGCGAUGCCGAUGGACCCGAUGCCAGCGACGGCCGAUAAAGCUGCGGACGUGUGAGUACGGUAGUGCCACACACAAAAACACCACCACCACCACAGAGUCACCUAUUUAUCCUUAUCUCCCUCACACCCAUACAUCAUGAAACACCACUUUCUGGGUCUAAAUUUGUACCUCCACCCAUCACAAUCUUUUCCACAAUACAUCCAUUUCAAGGAGAAACUUAUUAAACUUUAUGUACAUUUGAAGGAGAAUAAUUGGAACCGUUUUUGCGAAGUUUGUAAUUUCAGUUAGAUGUACACACGACGAUGUAUCUCGAAAAAAAAACCUUUUUUCAUCCAUCCAUUGUCGGUGUAUAAUUAUUGUAACUUUACCUUUUUACAAUAGCCAUUCUCCGCUCAAACCCCAUCUUCACACAAAACCAUUUCAACUGACAUUUAUUGUAAAUAACGUUUUUGUUGUUUUCUCGGUGUAAGUAAUUGUAAAAAGAAAUGUUUGAAAAUAAAUGUACCAUUAUAUUA
This is a messenger RNA of Anopheles stephensi (Asian malaria mosquito), 1705 nucleotides long. RefSeq lists its product as uncharacterized. The coding region runs from base 492 to 1244 and encodes 250 amino acids. The record is from RefSeq and is a predicted model, not a curated record. The transcript has 2 exons. Lineage: Eukaryota; Metazoa; Arthropoda; Insecta; Diptera; Culicidae.